GCACCAAGUGUCCAGACGUCCAGGCCCUACGCUGUUUUCGAUGUUGCGGAUGGUGCCGAGGAGCGUCGCGUCGUCGGCCUGACGUGGCCACGUCAACUCGUUCGCGGGCGACCAAUUCUGAAAAUUGGCUGUCCUGCGAAGAGCUCCUGCUCUUGCCGGGUCCUGACCAGCACACGUCACCCCCUGCCGCGUCCUGCCAUAGCUCGGUGAGCCUGUCGCUCAGUAAACAUCCCCGAAUGAUCAUUUCCCGCAUCGGGCCUCUCCUCUCUGGUGCCUCAGCUAAAGCCAUGGAACGUUCUCAGCAGCUGGACUGCCUAUAAAACCUCGUCGACACGCUUGACAUCGACCAACAUCUCACAUCUCCUCAUAUCCAGCAAAGCUCUCUUACUGUCAUACGCACAAUGUCUGCUUGGGCUCCCCCUCCUCUGCCUGCCACCAAGCUCGGCAUCCAUAGGCAGCUUUCUUCUCGUGCAGGUGUACAUGUUUCCCCCAUUCUGCUCGGUGCCAUGAGCAUCGGCGACAAGUGGCACGAGUUCGGCAUGGGGAGCAUGAACAAAGAGGCCAGUUUCAAGCUGCUCGACGCGUACUACGCCGCCGGUGGCAACUUCAUUGACACUGCCAAUGCUUACCAAGAUGAGUCUUCCGAGGAAUUCCUCGGCGAGUGGAUGGAGCAGCGCGGCAUCCGCGACCAGAUCGUGCUCGCCACCAAGUACACGAACGAUUUCCGCCGCGGCAAAGGCGGCCAGCACAGCACUAUUGUCGGCAACAGUGUCAAGUCUAUGCAUCUCUCUCUCGCUGCGUCCCUCAAGAAGCUCCGCACCGACUACAUCGACAUCUUCUAUCUCCAUUGGUGGGACUAUGCCACGUCCGUGGAAGAGGUGAUGGACGGCCUACACACGCUCAUCCAACAGGGCAAGGUCCUGUACCUCGGUGUCUCUGACUCGCCAGCAUGGUUCGUUGCGCAGGCGAACACGUACGCGCGGUGCAUGGGCAAGACACCGUUUGCGAUCUACGAGGGCAAGUGGAGCAUCAUGGACCGCGACAUCGAGCGGGAUAUCGUGCCUAUGUGCGUUGCCCACGGCAUGGCCAUCGCGACGUGGAACGUCCUCGCCGGCGGCAAGAUCCGCACCGACGCCGAGGAACAACGCCGCCUCGAGUCCGGCGAGGAGGGUCGCCAGCUCUUCGUAGAUUGGAAGCGCACGCCCGAGGAGCGCAAGGUCUGCCUCGAGCUCGAGAAAGUUGCGAAUGAAGUCGGAGCGAAGACCAUCACGUCGGUUGCGAUUGCCUGGGUCAUGCAGAAAGCGCCAUUCGUGUUCCCCAUUGUUGGCGGGCGGAAGGUCGAACACCUGCACGACAACAUCCAGGCGCUAUCGAUUCACCUGAGCGACGAGCAGAUUGCACGCCUUGACAACGUCGUGCCAUUCGAGAAGGGAUUCCCCUACAGCGAAUUUGGCGACGGCGGAGACUACGGUUUCCUGUUCAAGUCCGCCGGUCACUUCCAGAAGUGGCCGAAGGCUGGCCCUAUCAAGCCUGAACCCUCGACGCAGUAAGCGUGAGGUUUUGUGCCUGGUUGAAAUGAGGUACUCCCGGGGGAUAAAAUAAAUGGUCUCGAUUACUUCUAGCGUCGUGACGGUAGCGGUACAAUGCACUACGUAUUCGGAGCUUAUCUUACCUUUUUGCGGCAAAUCAAGAGAAGAUGUCGGACAAGCGCUGUCAACGUUUGGGAAGCAGAGCCAGGGUCACAAUUAAAAUCACUUCUCCG
Messenger RNA from Phanerochaete carnosa HHB-10118-sp, 1762 nucleotides. RefSeq lists its product as uncharacterized. The coding region runs from base 402 to 1550 and encodes 382 amino acids. Lineage: Eukaryota; Fungi; Basidiomycota; Agaricomycetes; Polyporales; Phanerochaetaceae. The transcript is spliced from 4 exons. The record is from RefSeq and is a predicted model, not a curated record.